AGGAACUUAGUUGCCCCCGCUGGACCGUAGGCCGUAUGAUUUUCUCGUUGCUCGUGUGAAACAACGUGAUGUCACCAAAACAAUGGCCGACGAAGAUCCUGCAAAAUACGGUUCAUCUCCGGCAGAACAAUAUAAUCCUUUAGAAGAUGAAAUGCCAUAUUAUGAUGCAGUUAGUGCCCAGACAUCUGAUCAUGAUGCAGAUAUGAGCCAAAGUGAUGAUAAUGCACCAGAUCACCAUGAUGGUGAUCAAGAACAUAAUUCCCUCGAAGGUCUUCUUGAAGAGUAUUGUGAAGCAGCAGCUGAUCAGAUACCAUUUACACCUCCGACUAAUUCUAGACUGUCUAAGAGAGAGAAAAUGAGAAAUAACAGUGGGAAGAAGCCACAGUCAUUUAAAGACUUUAAAGCCAGUUUGGCCAUUGAUAAAGCUAAGAAACCUAAAAGUGUUGUAGGUGUUAUAAAGGAAAGGUACACAGAGAGUAAUGCAUUACUGAGUGGGCUUCAUUACACUGACUCUGAUGCCGACUUAGAAAGAGAUAAUUCACGGGAAGGAAAGGAGAAACGUAGAAAAGAACAAAAUGAAAAGAUGAAGAGUAUAACUAAAUCUAGACAGCAUGAGACAUUUGUAAAGAGACAUUCUGAGGAUAUAACAGGAAUGAGUGAGUACAGUAAUUCAAUGAGCAUUACUACUCCUGUUUUACCCAUAAAAUUAGAAGGGUCAGGCCGGUUCCUGUCCCUAACUCCUGGACUUGCAAAUAAAAGUGUUUUACUCUCACCUGUUGCCCCGGAUAGAGGAGAAAGGCGACAGAUUGCUACAACAAAAUCUGAUUGUCCAAAAGAUAGACAAAUGUUUUACAAGACAUUCUCUGCUCUUAUAAACAUGGGGUCUCAUGGAAAGAAAAAAGACCAGAAAGAAAAAGAUAGUAGGAUAUUAGCACAACGACAACAAAGUUCUGAUGAGAAACUUUAUAUGAAUUUUGUGUGGAUAGGUCUACAGGCAUGGCUGAAUGGAUUAACUCCAACAGAACAAGAAACAAUGAUGAACGAAGAGAGGGAAAAGAUUCCGGCAGUUCUAAAGGAAGUUAUGGAAUUUAAAGUGUUGUUAGCACCAUCUGGUUUGUAUAAUGCUGUGAACCAGUUGUCUCCUGGAGAUACUGGUGAUGUGAUAAACCGUGAUAGUGCCUGUAGUACAGACACAUGUCAAACAGACAUCUCAGAGACAUAUCAUUCUCUCUUUCUUAAAGGAGAGAUAAUAGCCCAACAACAAGAAGCUGUGAUACAAGUGCAAAAACUUCUAGAAAAAUUGGACAAAUGUGAGCAGUUAUUCCCUACAUCUUAUUCAUUUGCCUCGGAAUAUUCCCAGUAUAGAGACCAAAAAUUUAUUAUGAGGGUUGAAACAUUAAAUUUGUGGUUAAAUACUACAAAAGAUUUGUGUCAUAAGAUGAAUGUGCUAGGACAAGUGCUCAAUAAUUCUUCUGUGCCUGAUAGUUGUUGGCCUUUUGUGGACUUCAACAGUCCAAGAGGCAGUGAAUCUUUUGUCGCAGAGCAGGUAUCUGGACUUCAUAGACAUAGUAUUCCUGAAAUAGUUCCAGGCGAAAUGGAAAGUGAUGAGUAUGAGUCAGAUACUGAAGGUGACAAUGGUGUUGAUCAGUCAGAAGGUUCUCAAACUAACAGUAGUACAAAUGAUGUGAAAAAGGUCAGCUUCCGGGUAUCUGAACCUAAGAGAGGUCAUAUAUCACCCCAGUCACCUCUUACUAGUCCAAUUCGUGGUCCGAGUCCCAAUUCAUUUGGCAGUCCACCUGUUUCAUCAACUCCCUUAAAAGGACCAUUUUCAUCAACAUCAUUGUCAAGAGCUUCUAGUGAAGCUAGUUUAGAUGAGUUAGCAAAAGCGUCUAUUUAUAGAACAUAUGUUGAUAAAGGCUUGAAGAAAAUGGGCUUGAACAAAAUGUUGAUUCGUUUACGGGAUAUAUUAUACAGAUCUUUACGAAGAGCAAGGCAGUCGUUGGAGCAGCAGCAUGGGGAUGCAGAGUCAUCAGCAAAGUCACCUUCAUCAGAUGAGUAUUAUCAUGGCAAUGUUGUGUCGCCAAGUCUGGAGCUCCUGGACAACAAGAUUCUUUAUAAGCCAAUGGAGGUCAUCACACCUGCCCAGCUACAGGCAUGGCGUGAUGAGUUCCUAGAAAUAGGUCUUCCGUCCUACAGACCAACAUAUAUCUUCCUGUUACAAGUAUUACUUCAAGUCAUUCAUGAGGCAAUGAAAAUACGACUGGAACAACUCCAGAAUCCUAUUGGGGAGCCUUCUUUUCUUAGUAUUAGACAGCUGAUUAUUGAGUGUAAAGAUGUGUUAGCAAAGGCAGUGUUGGUCAAACAAGACUAUCAGUGUAUGAUACAGGCUGUGUUAGAUGAUAAAGAGGUGAAUGAGGAGAACUCUCCUUUAGACUUGGAACUGUUUGAUGAUGAUAUGUCUAAUAUGUUUAAGAUGUAUUUUCAGUAUUUACAAAGCUGGUUAUACCACCUACAGAAUCUCCCAGAUGCCUCUAGAACACUGAAAAAUCCUCUUGAGGAAGAGUGGAGUUUCACAAAGAAAAUAUGUCCACAUAUUAUAGGUGGUGAGGCGGAGGCUGGCAAGAGAUUUAGCACAAUGGCAAUCAGUUUGUUGAAUUCUAUCUCUGACUUCCUUGAGUCAGGUGUUGAUGAAUGUACGACCAAUUUGUUUGACUGGACGACCAAUGAUAUAUCUGGCUCGGAGGACGGCGAAGGUGAGAGCGAUGAAGAACAUGACACAAGUGUACGAAGGUCAAAGUCUACAACCUCUCUUAGAACAUCAUUCCAGAAGACUUGUCGAAACUUCAAGAACUUGUUUCAUGAAGCCAGAGAAAGAGCCUCGAAGGCCCUGGGGUUUGCCAAACUUCUGAGAAAGGAUUUAGAGAUUGCGGCAGAUUUUAAUGUUGCCGUACCAAUUGCCGAAUUCUUGCAAAAACUGAAAGAAUCUGAUCAUAUUAAUGUGAUAGCUCCAAUGAGUGCUGGUUAUUUUAUGUUUAUACCUGCACGUAUAGCCGAGCACCGGCGUCAGAUUAUACAACUGUUGAAUGUUACGUGCGGACGUGAAGAUGUUUCUGUCAGUUCUGAUCUGUCAAACAGAGAUGAUGGUUAUCUGUUGAUGGUGAGAUGUGGUGGAGGGUUAGACCAGACCAAUGAAUGUCCACUCUGGGACGGUCCGAGUAUACAGGUGGAGCCGACAGCAGAAACUGCUAUUGGUCUUUCACAUAUACAGGUUGAAUCAUUACUGUUAGUUGUGAUACAUUCAUCACAGUUAGGGAACCAGCGUAAAGAGUUUGAGGCAUUGAUGGGCAAUACAGUAGAGCUGGUGAACGAACAAACAUCAUGCCAUCAAGUUAUAGCAGAAUCACUUAUAGAACUUAAGGAGUCUGCUAUAACGUUGCGUGAUAAGGUAGCAACUGUGAUACGUCAGGUAGAGGAACACUGGAACUGUGAUUUGGAGAUGGAGGAAAGCGAGAAAAAUCAUAUCUUAAAAUUAUAUAGGGAAACAAUGCUACAGGCUUAUAACUUCGGCUUCGAGUAUAUGAAGGAGGUGACAAGACUCGUGUCUGGGGAAACUAGACAUAAACUUGGGCGUGGUCUCAUGCAUUUUGCCAAAGAUUGGAUGAAGUUUGUAUCAGAGAAAUGUGAGAGGGGUAGAGGUAUGAGGCCAAGGUGGGCCAAUCAAGGUUUAGACUUCCUACUGAUUGCAUGUGAGCCAAAGAUACUUGCUGUUUUAACUGAGGAGGAGUAUAAGGACCUCCAAGAAAGUUUGAAUGAAUUUAUCACACAUCUUAUUGGUCAUGCUGAGAAGGCAAGUUAUGGCGGAUCACCUUCAAUCAGAGGCUCAAGUGCGGCAUCUGGUGACAACUAUAUUAUGCGUCAGCAGUAUAGCCGAUAUCCUUCCUGGCCAGCUUCUCACUUAGAAGGCAAGAUGCCGCGAUCUCAAUCCUCCAAAUCAGUCCAGGAGAACCCCACUAGUCCCCAGUCUGCCCCAGCGGCUUCUCUGUCUCCCCUUAGAGUGAUUCACUCCGUACCAUCUCUGGACAAUGGGGACAUACCCGAGUCCCCAGGCAACAAGAAGCGUGUGUCAGAUACUAACCUUGAAGUUGACCUUCAUGAUGGAGAAGAUGGUGGUAUAGUCAUGGAUGUGCACAGGCGCCAUAGAGGUUCAGACAGCGCCCUGUGCAGUAGUCAUAAUGUGUUCAGCUAUAAGCCACAUACUCGUAUUGUGGCGGCAAUAAAUAAGAUAGAGGAGGAGAGAAAUAAACGUCUACGUGAACAACGGGUCAUCGGUUCUGUGACAAAACAUAAAGAAGUCAGUUACCAUAUCAACACUAGAAAAGUCAACUUCCACUGGCAGAAAGGCAAUAAAAUUGGUGAAGGUCAGUUUGGUAAGGUGUAUUCUGCUGUCAAUAUGGACACUGGUGAACUAAUGGCCAUGAAGGAGAUGAAGUUCCCAACAGCAGACAUGCAGUAUCAUUUUAAGGAGAUUAUUGACGAGAUAAAGAUAUUUGAGGGAAUCAAUCAUCCUAAUCUAGUUAGAUAUUACGGUGUAGAAGUUCAUAGAACAGAGAUGUUGGUGUUUAUGGAGUACUGUGAUAGAGGAACUAUAGACGAGGUAUCGAGGGUGGGUUUGACUGAAGAUCUCAUACGUCUAUACACAAAGGAAUUAUUGAAAGCCGUACAAGUGCUCCAUGAUAAUGGCAUUGUUCAUAGAGACAUCAAAGGGGCCAAUAUAUUCUUAACAUCAAGUGGUUGUCUAAAGUUAGGUGAUUUUGGAUGUUCUGUUAAGUUAAAGAAUCAUACAACCAUGGUUGGUGAGGUGAAUUCUCUCGUUGGCACCACAGCAUACAUGGCACCAGAAGUAAUUACUCGCAAUGACAAAGAGGGUCAUGGUAGGGCAGCAGAUAUAUGGAGUGUGGGCUGUGUUGUGAUAGAAAUGUCUUCAGGAAAACGUCCAUGGCAUGAGCUAGAGAGUAAUUACCAGAUCAUGUUUAAACUGGGUAUGGGGGAGACUCCCCCUGCCCCUGAGAACCUUGGUGAUGAAGGCAAAGAUUUCCUUGUGCACUGUCUCGAACAAGAACCUGAUAAACGUUGGACAGCAAGUCAGCUCAGAGAUCACCCAUUUGCCAAGAUCUAUGAUCCAGAGGGUGAUGCUGAAGAUACAAAUAACAGUCAAAAUUAAUUCUGUAUAGUAACUGUUAUUUGUUUAAACUAAUCUUCGAAUUUAUUCACACUUAUCCUAGAAACACUUCUAAAAAAAUAAGAUGAUAUAUUUUAUAUUUUAAAUAAAGUGUUGGUUAUUUACUAUUUCAAAAGUGACAAGUAGCAUUGUUGUGAAUCACUGGACUAAAAUACAGAUCAUGAUAUUGUUUUGUUAAAUUAUCUUUUUUCUGGUUUUUGCCAUUUAGAUGUUUAUCUUAAUCACUGUUAAAGGCAAGAGUCUGUAAUAUUUUAAAAGAAGAUGUUUAGUCUUUAUAAUGCUAGCAACAGCAAUGACUUGACUAUACUAUCAUUGUUGAGUCAAGCCAGUCUGCUUAUCCACACUGUCUCACCCAGGCUUUAUGUUAUUGCCUGCUCAAUUAUAUUGAAAUCCCUCAAACCCGCAAUAAACAUGUCCGAAUAGAAAGCAGGAAAAGUCCAUUAACAGAAAGGUGAACAUGUGAUGAUACACUGAUUUGUGAUAAGCUCUAACAUUUUCAUUAUAACUGUAUUUAUGUAACUAUUUUGGGAAUAUCUUUGUGAAAGUGAUCUGCAUGCUAAGCUAGAUUUUUUUUAUUAUUAAAAAAUUAAUUGUAAUUUCAAUUCAUAGUUAAAGAACUGCAUUUUUAGUUAUAAUAGAAAAUAUGAAAAUAUCACUUUAUGUAAAGACUUUGAUCAAGGCAAAAUGCUCAAAAUAUUGUGAUUUUAUAUUCUGCUUGUAACAAAACAUAAAGUUCAUAACAGAGUGGUUUUUUGCUAGUUUUAAAUUUAGAUAUAAAGUAGGUAGUACCCUUAACAAUCUGGCCUUCUGAAUUUUGAUAAACUUCUCUGAUUGAAGUAAAGUUAAAGUGUUCAUGUACAUUAAUAUGUUGAUAAUGAUGAGGAAUGUAAGUGAGAUUUUACAUACAGAGUGGCCAGAGCUAUAAUUUCUUCACAUAGUGUGUUAUAACAGACUGUAGAAUGUAGUUUAGAAAUUGUCAUGAUUAUAUCUAUAAUUGAGCCGCAUCAUGACAAAACCAACAUAAUGGGUUUGCGACCAUCAUGGAUCUAGACCAGCCUGCGCAUCCACGCAGUCUGAUCAGGAUCCAUGCUGUUCGCUUACAAACCCUAUAACAAGUAGAAAAAUGGAUAGCGAACAGCAUGGAUCCUGAUCAGACUGCACGGAUGCGCAGGCUGGUCUGGAUCCAUGCUGGUCGCAAACCCAUUAUGUUGGUUUUGUCGUGAUGCGGCUCAUAUGUAGUUGACCUUUUGAAGGUAGAAAUUGUAGAUAAUUCACUACUAAUUGUUAACUUACGCUAGGUAAUAUACAGGUAUUAUGUUGUUAUCAGUUCAUUUAAAAAAUAUGUCUGGUGUCAAGUGACACUGUCAGAUCAUCAUGAAAAAUAGCUUUAAAAAAUAGAAAAAAUAAGGAUUAGAGAAAUUAACUUGAUAAAUAGAUGUUAUUAAGCAAUUUGAAUAUUGUUGAAAAAUAAAGUUAGUUAGUAUUUUUUGGAUAUAAAAAUACAAGAGCUGCAAACAUUGUAUUUUGAUUAAAAUUGGUCGUAUGAUAUUGUAAUGCACCAGUCAUUUGUUAUCCAGGCCCCAGGAUGGGGGUAUGGGAGGGUAUAUUGUGAUGUGAAUUUACCUUGCAGCUGUCCCAGUCUUUCUGUUUCAAUGCAGUAGCUUCAUUUUCAAGUGAAAAUUUUGGGAAAUAUAGACACAGUUAAGGGAACAUAGCUGGAUAUUUUAUUAUCCUAAGCAGGGCAGGAUUUUUUUUUUUGAUUUUUUUUUGCUGAAUAUUUUCCAAGAGUUGGGACAGGAGUAAAACAUGACUGGUGUGUAAUAUAUAAUUGAUAAAUGUAUAAGUUUUAAUGUGACAGAAACUGUGUUGUAGAACAAAGUUGUAUUGUGGGUAUAUACAUCACCAUUCCAUUUAAUAUUUGAAAUGUUAUAUUUUCAUACAAAGAUACAUGUUAAUCAGAAUAUAUACUAUAUCCUGUGCCUAUUUUCCUCUGUAUGGUAUAUAUACAGGGUUGAUUUCCAUGUGAGAACGUGUAUAGCUUAAAUAUUGUAACAUAGCAACAUUGUGUUGAAUGGAUUCAGUAUUAUGUGAGGAAACUAUAUGUAUUCUGUGUUGUAAAUGAAUUGUAACAGUCUUUCAUACACAGCUCAAGUUUUCAUACCGACUUAUUGGUGACAAUGUUCUAGGUUGCUUAAAUAAUGUAGAUACUGUCCUAAUUUGUAAAUAUUGUUAUAGUAUUCCAUCAGCAUAAAGUGGAUAUGACAUUUCUAUAUGAUUAUGUUUAAAGACGUGGAAUUUUUGUCUUAUCUUUGCUAUCAUUUAGUAUACAAAAGAUGACAGCUCAGGUGGAAACAGAGAAGUUUACCCUUAACUUUACAAAGCAUGUCUAGUUUUUCUGUUUAAA
Messenger RNA from Ruditapes philippinarum (Manila clam), 7643 nucleotides. RefSeq names its product mitogen-activated protein kinase kinase kinase 4-like. Gene Ontology annotation, molecular function: protein kinase activity; ATP binding. NCBI's taxonomy places the organism in Eukaryota, Metazoa, Mollusca, Bivalvia, Venerida, Veneridae. The transcript is spliced from 25 exons. Bases 83 to 5221 code for a protein of 1712 amino acids. The record is from RefSeq and is a predicted model, not a curated record. Gene Ontology annotation, biological process: protein phosphorylation; MAPK cascade.